This is a messenger RNA of Dentiscutata erythropus, 373 nucleotides long. NCBI's taxonomy places the organism in Eukaryota, Fungi, Glomeromycota, Glomeromycetes, Diversisporales, Gigasporaceae. The record is from the annotation of a GenBank genome assembly.
AUGAAAAAAGAUGAAGUUUUAAAUAGAGAUGGAGAAAAGGAAAAAGAAAAACUUCAAGAAUCCUUGAAAAUAAUUGAAGAAAUUCGCAAAGAUAAUGAAAAACGUGAAACAAAAUCAUCUAAAAAUGAAUACGAUAUACUGCUUAAAUCAGCUAUAAAAGAGUUCAAAAGAGGAAAUUAUUCGUCCUCGAUUUGCUCUUUAACUAGCAUUAUUUCUGCUAACCAUAAAAAUAAUCAAGAACAAUUAUUGGCAGUUGAUGCAAAAUUUUGUAAUUCAAAUUUUAAAGAAAAUGCAAGAGAUAAAUUAAUAAUGUGUUACUCUCAAGGAAUUGGUGUUAAAAAAGACAAAUCAAAAGCUGAUAAACUUUACAAUG